Molecule: messenger RNA, 2456 nt
Organism: Phyllostomus discolor (pale spear-nosed bat)
Lineage: Eukaryota; Metazoa; Chordata; Mammalia; Chiroptera; Phyllostomidae
Product: intestinal-type alkaline phosphatase-like
Exons: 11
Coding region: 106-1854 (582 amino acids)
Biological process (GO): dephosphorylation
Cellular component (GO): plasma membrane
Molecular function (GO): alkaline phosphatase activity
Source: RefSeq, a predicted model, not a curated record
GCCUGCUCAGGAAAAUGUACCUGGAGACUUAGUCACACCCGGCCACCUCCCAUCUGCCAGCGGGACAGGGGUGGGGUUGGAGUGGACCUGGGCACUGGGAGGGACAUGCAGCCUUUUACGGCCGGGGAUAAAGUUCUCCCUGGUCUAAGCCUCAACAGCUCUCACCCCAGCUGGUCCCCUGGUGUCUCAGCCUCACCCAAGUCCCAGCCUCACCAGGGUCCCGGCCCCUCCAGAGUCCCAGCGCCCCCACCUUGCCGCCACCCCACAGCCAUGCAGGGCGCCUGGGGGCUGCUGCUCCUGGGCCUGAGGCUCCAGUUCUCCCUCGGCGUCAUCCCAGCUGAAGAGGAGGACCCAGCCUUCUGGAACCGCCAAGCAGCCCAGACCCUGGAUGCCGCCAGGAAGCUGCAGCCCGUCCAGACGGCCGCCAAGAACCUCAUCCUCUUCUUGGGGGACGGGAUGGGGGUGACCACGGUGACAGCGGCUCGAAUCCUAAAGGGACAGAAGAAUGGCAAGCUGGGACCCGAGACGCCCCUGGCCAUGGACCAGUUCCCAUACACGGCUCUGGCCAAGACAUACAAUGUGGACAGACAAGUGCCAGACAGCGCGGGCACGGCCACAGCCUACCUGUGUGGAGUCAAGGCCAACUACCAGACCAUCGGUGUGAGUGCGGCGGCCCGAUAUAACAAAUGCAACACCACAUGGGGCCACGAGGUCACCUCCGUGAUGCAACGGGCCAAGAACGCAGGGAAGUCAGUGGGCGUGGUGACCACAACCAGGGUCCAGCACGCCUCUCCAGCCGGCACCUACGCACACGUGGUGAACCGAGAGUGGUACUCAGAUGCGGACAUGCCCCCAGAGGCGCUGAAGGAGGGGUGCCAGGACAUCGCCACGCAGCUCAUCUCCAAUGUGGACAUUGACGUGAUCCUGGGUGGAGGCCGCAAGUACAUGUUUCCCAGCGGGACCGCUGACCCCGAGUACCCCGGUGAGGCUGCGCAGAGAGGGGUCAGGCUGGACAAGCGGAACCUGGUUCAGGAGUGGCAGGACAAGCACCGGGCUGGCCGGUACGUGUGGAACCGAACGGCACUCAUCCAGGCCUCCCAGGACCCCUCUGUGACUCACCUCCUGGGCCUCUUCGAGCCGGGGGACAUGAAGUACGAGGUGUACCGAGACCCCGUGCAGGACCCGAGCCUGAUGGAGAUGACGGAGGCGGCCUUGCGCGUGCUGAGCAGGAACCCCCGAGGCUUCUACCUCUUUGUGGAGGGGGGUCGCAUUGAUCAAGGUCAUCACGAAGGCAAAGCUUAUCUGGCACUCAAUGAGGCUGUCAGUUUUGAUGACGCCAUUAGCAAGGCCAGCCAGCUCACAAGCGAGAAGGACACGCUGACCCUCAUCACCGCCGACCACUCGCACGUCUUCACUUUUGGUGGCUACACUCUGCGUGGCAGCUCCAUUUUCGGCCUGGCUCCUUCCCUGGCCAAUGACAACAAGAGCUACACCUCCAUCCUUUACGGCAAUGGCCCCGGCUACGCCAUCAGCCAGGACUCCCGACCCGACGUCAACGACAGCGUGAGCGGGAACCCCCAGUACAGGCAGCAGGCGGCCGUGAACCUGUCGUCCGAGACCCACGGCGGCGAGGACGUGGCGGUGUUCGCGCGCGGCCCGCAGGCGCACCUGGUGCGCGGCGUGCAGGAGCAGCACUUCGUGGCGCACGUCAUGGCCUUCGCCGCCUGCCUGGAGCCCUACACGGCCUGCGGCCUGAGCGGUGCGGCGCGCCCCGGGCCCUGUGGCAGCCCGUCGCUGGUCCUGCUGGCCGGGGCGCUGCUGCUGCUGGUGCUGCUGGGGACCGCGAUGCCCUGACCGCUCCCCGGACCCCGCCCCCGGAUCCCCACUCCUCCUGUGCCCCCAAUCGUGGUUCUGCUGCACCCGUGUCCAAAGCCUCCAGACCCAGGACCCACCUCUGGCCCCUGCGUCCUGACCUUUACAUGUUGGCAAUAAACGGGCCUCAGCUGGUGUGGCGCUGACCCCACCCCACCCCACCCUGCUGCGGCACCGGACCUUGGGGCGCCCUGAAGGCUGAGGCAGUGAUGCUCCUGCGGCACCCAGGGCCAUCCCGGUCUUUGGGGCUCUCCGCCCCCAAGCUAGGCGGCCUGACAGUGGCUGCCUGGCACCCUGCAGCCAGUGAGGGCACCUUGUUGGUGAUGGAGGCUGCUGGGGUCACCUGUUUGGAAGGUGGGUUGGGGGAGGGGCUUUGACAGUGUGGAGGGCAAGACCAGUAAAACGGCGGUGGUCGGGUUAAGACAGCAUGAAGCAUAUAAAACAAAGUGGAGUCGCUUAUGCUAACUGAAACGGCUGUCUGUCGGCCAUGACACUUCGGUUCCAGAGGAAAAUUCCCUAAGUCAGAGUAAGCGCUUGUGGCAAGGAGACAGGUCUGCCCACGUGGUCAGAGCAGAACUGUGUGG